Artibeus jamaicensis (Jamaican fruit-eating bat) is the source of this 3738-nucleotide messenger RNA. It is a transcript of the gene SELE, whose product is annotated as selectin E. Bases 125 to 1963 code for a protein of 612 amino acids. The transcript is spliced from 14 exons. Gene Ontology annotation, biological process: heterophilic cell-cell adhesion; response to cytokine; leukocyte tethering or rolling. Gene Ontology annotation, molecular function: sialic acid binding; oligosaccharide binding. NCBI's taxonomy places the organism in Eukaryota, Metazoa, Chordata, Mammalia, Chiroptera, Phyllostomidae. Gene Ontology annotation, cellular component: membrane; external side of plasma membrane. The record is from RefSeq and is a predicted model, not a curated record.
UCGGCACUGCAGGAGCAGCUGGGACACACCGGGACGCACCUGGGAACCGCACAGCGAAACCACCUCUUCCCAAACCCAAAAGCAAUUCAGGUCUCAUCUUCGGACGAGAGGGACUGCUGGAGCCAUGAAUACUGCUCAGCUUCUCUCGGCUCUCACCUUCGUGCUCUUGCUGUUCGAAGAGGGUGGAGCCUGGUCUUACCACGCCUCCGAGAAACCCCUGACCUUCGACGAGGCCAGUGCGUAUUGUCAGAAGAAGUACACCCACCUGGUGGCCAUUCAGAACCAGGAGGAGAUUAAGUACCUGAACGACACGUUCCCCUACGCACCCAGCUACUACUGGAUCGGGAUCCGAAAGGUCAAGGACCAGUGGGUCUGGAUCGGGACCCAGAAGGCGCUGACGGAGGAGGCCACGAACUGGGCCCCCGGGGAGCCGAACAACGGGCAGAACGACGAGGACUGCGUGGAGAUCUACAUCAAGAGGGACAAAGACGUGGGCAAGUGGAACGACGAGAGGUGCAGCAAGAAGAAGCUUGCCUUGUGCUACACAGCUGCCUGCACCCCGACAUCCUGCAGUGGCCACGGCGAGUGCGUGGAGACCGUCAACAACUACACUUGCCAGUGCUACCCCGGCUUCAGCGGGCUCCAGUGUGAGCAAGUUGUGACCUGUCAGGCCAAGGAGGACCCCGAGCACGGAAGCCUGGCUUGCACCCACCCCUGGGGGGCCUUCAGCUAUAACUCUUCCUGCACUGUGAGCUGCCAAGAGGGCUACCGGCCGAGCAGCCCAGAGGCCACUCGGUGUACCGCCUCCGGGAACUGGAGCAGGCCUCUCCCAGGGUGCAACGUGGUUGAGUGCGAGGCUUUGACCAAUCCUGCCCACGGGGCCGUGGAAUGCGACCAAAACCCAGGGAGCUUCCGGUGGAACACCAGCUGCGAGUUUGACUGCGAGGAAGGAUUCGAACUGGUUGGGCCCCCGCGCCUCCGGUGCGCCUCCUCCGGGAACUGGGACGCCGAGACGCCAACCUGUGCAGCUGUGACGUGUGACGCCAUCAGUGACCUUCAGAAUGGCUCAGUGAGCUGUAGCCAUGCCCCUGCCGGAGACUUCACCUUCCAAUCAUCCUGCAGCUUCACCUGCCACGAAGGCUUCCUGUUGCAGGGCCCCGCCCAGGUCCAAUGCACCGCAGGAGGGCGAUGGACGCAGCAAGCACCGGUCUGCACAGCCCCCCAGUGCAAAGCCUUAUCCAGACCCGAGCGCGGCUACGUGGAUUGUACUCCCAGCACGUCUGGAAGCUUCCAAACCGGGUCCAGCUGUGAGUUCUCCUGUGGGGAAGGAUUUGUGCUGAAAGGACCCACAAGGCUCCUCUGUGGCCGCACAGGGGAGUGGGACAGCGAGGAGCCCACCUGUGAAGCUGUGCAAUGUGACGCUGUCUGGGAGCCCCUGGGCGGCUCGGUGAGCUGCAGCCACGCCCUGACUGGACAGUUCACCUACGGGUCCUCCUGCACCUUCAGCUGCAGGGAAGGCUUUGAACUGCAGGGAUCGGCUCAACUGGAGUGCACAUCCCAGGGACAGUGGACCCAGGACGCCCCCUCCUGCCAAGCGGUACAGUGUUCCAGCCUGGCAGUUCCCGGCAAGGUGAACGUGAGCUGCAGCGGGGAGCUGGUGGUCGGCGCCGUGUGUACGUUCGUGUGCCCCGAAGGAUGGACGCUCAAUGGCUCUGUGGCUCUGACAUGUGGCCCCACAGGACACUGGUCUGAGAUGCCACCGACCUGUGAAGCUCCCGCCGAGUCCACCGCCACCCUGGCUGUGGGCCUCUCGGCGGCCGGGACCUCCCUCCUGACCUUGGGAUCAUUCCUCCUCUGGCUCGUGAAACGUCUUCGGAGGAAAGCAAAGAAAUUUGUCCCCGCCAGCAGCUGCCAAAGCCUGGAAUCAAACGGAUCCUACCAAGUGCCUGCCGAGUUAAUUUAAGUCCAAAAGGAAUCAGGACACAGGUGAACGAAGGUCCUGGACCGACACCCUGAGGACGGCAGAGGCAGAGGGCAGGUGUUCCCCACCUAUAGCAGCCUGGACUGCAGUGCCCAUGAGACCACAGGCCAGUGGGCAAGGCCAGCCGGCCACCAGAAAGACUCGGUUUUCUUUCUCCUGUUCUUGGGGCCUGGACAGUUCUGGCUGCUGGAGGGAAAAAAUUUUCCCUUCCAGGCAAUAGAAAGGAGACCAAACAAAGCGCUGGACUCUCAGAAUGCCUUCUCUAACUCUGCCUCCCUCGCUCCCUCCAGGUAAAAUCUUGGUGGAGAAACCUAGCAUUCUGUGACAUCGUUUCUUUCUUUUGUUCCUCAAAGUGUAUAAACUGCUGGUUACACAGUGGCUCUCAGGGGCUGCAGAAUCAUUGUCACAAGUUUACUAGAGGAAACAAAUGGGCCACAGAUACUAACAACACUGUUUUGUUGUUAAUGGUGCAAACCCUACUGAGUGCUUUUGUGUGAGGAUUACUAAACAAAGCCAAUAUAUCACUUUAUCCCUGUGGGAUUCGGGGCUUUUUAAAGUAUUCUUAGAGACGGUAUUCUUUUAACUUGCAUCGGGUAUGCAUUCCACAGUCCUUAAUUCAAUGCAAGCAUUGUAGGGACUUUGACAUAUAUGUACAUGUUAGGACUGUAAGCAGGUAAUAAUGACUCACCCUUGAUCAUCACCUCCCUAUCAACAAAUUCUAACGUUCCAUCUGUAGUGAAUAGACUUCAGAAAAGGGCAAAUACUGUUUUCUAACCACGUAUUAACAGAACGUUAACCAGUGUAAUGUUGUGAAUUUUGGGGUAACACUUUCUUUUAAAAGCAGAAGUAGUGUCAGCACAGUGAGACCAGACAAGUGGCAGACACCUGUGCAACCCCUGGUUUCUAUGAUGAAAAACUUCUAUGAGGCCAAAUGUUCUGAUCUGAUAAAAGCAUAAAUGUAAAUAAAUGAAGGUACAUUUUUGUAAAUGUCUUUGUUGAAAAAAAGAGCCACAUAGAAAUGUGGAUGUCCUUUGCAUUCCUAAAAAGAUGCUCGUCAGAGGUGAUGUGGCGACAUGGGAUUCUUGACUAGCGCACAAGGUUUUGAAUCCAUGAUAAGGACUCACCGUGUACAGGAUUCAAAAUCCAACUGGAUUUUGACAUAGUGAAAGAUGUGUAAUAAUUAUUUCCUAAGCGUUGUCAUUGUUUGUUAGGCUGUUCCUGAAGAGAGGAAAGCCUGUAGGAGCCAGUAUUCACAGUUAUUUAGAAGGGAGUUUAAAAUUCCUAAGGAACCCAGUUAUUGACCCCUGGCAAUGAGAUGUGCUGCAUCAGAAAUGGCCAAUCAAAACCCUCCCACCCACCCCCAUCACUGUAAUGUGUGUGGCGAGAGCAAGGUCCCAGAGAUGCUCCUGGAUGCCUAUUGGCAAAGGCAAAGCCCAACGCAGACAGGGAGAGAUGCUGAGAACCAGGGCAGCAGAGGUCAUGAAGGGCAAAGGACUCUGGGAAACAAGGGAGAGGCAGUAAAAGCAGCUCUGCCAUGAGGCCAUACUCGAAAUCACUCUCAUCUUGCCUGAGACAGCUGUUCAAAUGUAAAUGUUUGUACUACUGAAUGGGAGGCAGCUGCGUGAGCUCUAAAUGGGUCUGGGUUUGGGCUUUAUGUAGUAUGUUAAAUUAUGCUUGAAAAUAUUUUACAGUUGUUAAAAGUAUGUGUAUUUAUUUGAACUUGUGUCGUAUUUACUGUAUUUGACGUGGCACUAUGA